CGUACCGCAAGGCGGCACAGCAGAUUCACUCGGCACACCAACAAUACGAUUUCCGGUGCUGUUGCAUCUUCGCGGCUGACCACAACACCAAGCCGAUGACGACGAUGACGAUGAUGACACGACGACUCACCAGCAUACCCCCUUCGUUGUUCUAUAGGGCCGCCUCGGUUUCGUCGAGAACACCAAGAGCAAUGCGCCGGGGCCGCUUCGUUGCGCAACCGCUACAAACCCACGGCGGCUCCGCUUCGCAGUUCCCCGGCGCGGGCCCCACGCUCGUCCGCGGGUUUUCUACCGGGGAAAAGCCGAGCGACGACCCCCAUCCCCCGGAGGCACCGGCACCGGCAUCGGCCGCCGAGGAGCUCCUGGAGGCAUCGGCGCGGGGCGUGGGCCAGGUGAUCUUUCUCAACAGCUCCCACUCGGGAAGGAUCCUCGGCCUGGGCCUGGUGAUCGGCGAUCCGUACCUGGCCACCCUGGCCGCUUUGGGGACCGUCGCCGCCACCGCGACCGCCACCGCCGCGGGCCUCGACCGGGCCUCCGUCCGGGACGGGCUUGCCGGGUACAACGGCUGCCUCGUGGGGUGCGCGUCGGCCGUCUUUGGCCCGCCGUCGGUCCUGGCCGCCACCACGGCCACCCUUAUCGGGGCGUCGGCGACGCCCUUUGUGGCGGCGGCGCUGAAGGAAGCCAUGGGAGGCGUGCCCCAGUGGACCCUUGCCUUUAACGCCGUGGCCCUCAAUGCGUUCCUGCGGUCGCGCCCGCUGCUGCCGGACGCCGCGGAGGGGGGGGCCGCCGCCGAGGCGGCAGCCUCGUCCGGGGGCAGCGUGUUCGUCGACGUCCUCCUUUCGCCGCUCACGGGAAUCUCCCAGAUCUUUGUGGUGCAGUCGGCACUGUCGGGCGUCGUCGUUCUCGGCGGGAUCGGCUCGUACUCUCCCAUGCUCGCCGUCCACGCGCUCGGAGGGAGCACCGUGGGAACGCUGGUGGGUGCCCUGGGCGGGGCACCCCUGGAAGAACUGACCAUGGGCCUGUGGGGGUUCAAUAGCUGCCUGACGAGCAUGGCCGUGGGCGUCUUCUUUGUCCACUCGACGCCCACGGUGCUGCUGAGUGCGGGCGGUGCCGCUGCGACGGCGUCCUUGUUUGGCACCAUGAAAACGGUCUUUGGUGCCUACGGCUCUCCCUGCCUGACGCUGCCGUUUUGCGUGACGAUGAGUGCGUGUUACCUGUUGCAACGACAGGUGCCGGCGCUUGUCUUGGCCAAGGAUCCCCACAGUCCGGAGAAGAACGAAACGUGAGAUUGUAUGUGGCGAGCAGUACGAAGUCAAAGGCUGAUUCUAA
This is a messenger RNA of Pseudo-nitzschia multistriata, 1329 nucleotides long. Lineage: Eukaryota; Bacillariophyta; Bacillariophyceae; Bacillariales; Bacillariaceae. The record is from the annotation of a GenBank genome assembly.